GAGCACCUCAUAACUUAUAAUGUCAACAAAGCACUACAAACAAUAAAUCAACUUGUUUUUAUAGAUGUUCAUUCUGGAAGUUUUGUUUUUCUACUAGUCAUUUGCUUUUACACAUAUAUACUUCGUUUACAACUAGAAUACAGGAUAGCAAUCAUCAUUUUGCAUUAGAAAGCCGUUUGCUGGAUCUUAUUGAUUUUCAGUCAUGCUAAUAUCUCAUCUGGUAAACCAAGCUACAAUAGCAGAUAGAGUAACCAUCCUACAAGCUUAUUUUAUUUUCUGUAUUAAUAAAUUAACUAUUGGC
Molecule: messenger RNA, 301 nt
Organism: Cokeromyces recurvatus
Lineage: Eukaryota; Fungi; Mucoromycota; Mucoromycetes; Mucorales; Mucoraceae
Exons: 2
Source: RefSeq, a predicted model, not a curated record